UAUAGUAGAUGUUGAGUCCCCUUAAUUUCGUUCAUAAAGUUCAUAUCAUAUACUCUAGAUAAUGACUAUAGAUGAGCAGUUUCUAAGGCUGCAAUCAUUGAAAAUGAAAAUUCAAAUAUCUGAUCUUUUAAACCUCUAAAGUCCAAUGUGUUCAAUUUUCUUGUUCAAGAUGUGGUGUGAAUGGUGUAGACAUCAAUAAUUAUUUUCCUAGUUUCCAACAUGUGUAUCUUGUGAGGGCCCUCUAGUUAGUACAGAUGAGUUUUGCAAUUAGCUGUUAAGAUUACUCCACACCACAUUUUAAAGACACCAGAAAAUGUUUGGCACUUUGCUAGAUUGAAUUCAAAAACAGCACACACACAGAGUAUUGUUAACUUUGUUUCAACAUUUUUAUCUAUUCAAGAUUGUGUUUUUAUGCUAUUUUUGGUCCUAAAUUACGGUCAUAUGUACAAGCGAAAAAUCAGUCUGACUUAUGCUCUCCGAAGAGUUAAGGUUUCAUCGUUUGAAUUUAGAUAGCUUUAAGACUCCAUACAUCCAGCAUUGUAUUCUUGAGAUGCCAAUAUCUGAUGUUUCGAGUGAUCUUACUAUAGAAGUCGGAUCAGCCAGUUUUGCUCUUCACAAGUUCCCUCUGGUUUCGCGAAGUGGAAGAAUUAGAAAGCUGCUGCUAGAGGCGAAGGAUACAAAGGUUUCAAGAAUCAAUCUUACUGGUCUUCCUGGCGGAUCUGAUGCAUUUGAACUUGCUGCAAAGUUCUGCUAUGGAGUGAACGUUGAGAUUACCAUAUCAAACGUGGCGUUACUCAGAUGUGCAACCAGGUUCAUGGAAAUGACAGAAGAUAUCUCCGAGAAAAACCUGGAAAUUCGUACUGAGGUAUUCCUUAAGGAUGCAGUAUUUCCAAACAUAUCCAACUCGAUAUCUGUUCUUCAUCACUGUGAAACAUUACUACCGGUAUCUGAAGAAGUCAAUCUUGUUAGCCGGUUAAUUAACGCAAUUGCAAACAAUGCCUGUAAAGAGCAGCUAACAUCUGGUUUGUCAAAGCUAGAGUAUAAUUUUCCACCCAAACCAGUUCAAUGCGUUGAUUCUGAGACACCAUCAGACUGGUGGGGAAAAUCACUCGCGAUGCUAAAUCUGGAUUUCUUUCAGAGAGUUCUGUCGGCAGUAAAAACAAAAGGUCUUAAACAAGACAUUAUCAGCAAAAUUUUGAUAAAUUAUGCCCAAAAUUCUCUUCAGGGCUUGUUUAUCAAGGACCCUCAGUUGGUUAAAGGAAGUUUCUUGGAUUUGGAUUUGCAGAAAAGACAAAGGAUCAUCGUCGAAACAAUAGCUGGCUUACUACCAACACAAUCCAGGAAAAGCACAGUGCCAAUGGCUUUUCUUUCAAGCUUGUUAAAAUCUGCAAUAGUAGCAUCAGCAUCGACUUCCUGCAGGUCUGAUCUAGAGAGGCGCAUUGGUCUGCAGCUAGAUCAAGCAAUUCUUGAAGAUAUUCUCAUACCUGCAAAUCCUCAUGGAAACAACCACAGCCCUCUCUAUGACAUAGAUUCUAUCUUGAGGAUCUUUUCUUUUUUCUUGAAUUUGGAUGAGGAUGAUGAAGAGGAUAAUCCACUGCGAGAUGAAAGUGAAAUGGUUUACGACUUUGAUAGUCCUGGAUCUCCCAAACAUAGCUCAAUCGUUAAGGUGUCAAAAUUAUUGGACAAUUAUUUGGCAGAAGUUGCACUAGAUCCGAACCUAACACCAUCGAAGUAUAUAGCACUGGCAGAGUUACUUCCAGACCAUGCACGUCUAGUUUAUGAUGGAUUAUAUCGAGCUGUAGAUAUUUUCCUCAAGGUUCAUCCCAACAUUAAGGACUCUGAACGCUAUAGACUCUGUAAAACUAUUGACUGCCAGAAACUAUCGCAAGAAGCUUGCAGUCACGCAGCUCAAAAUGAACGUUUGCCUGUGCAAAUGGCAGUCCAAGUGCUAUACUUUGAACAAAUCAGACUGAGAAAUGCGAUGAAUGGGGGGCAUAAUCAGUUCUUUGGAAUGAAUAAUCAGUUCCCUCAGCGUUCAGGCAGUGGAGCGGGAAGCGGAUGUAUAUCUCCUAGAGAUAACUACGCAUCAGUCAGGAGAGAAAAUAGAGAACUGAAGCUCGAGGUUGCAAGAAUGAGAAUGAGGCUUACAGAUUUAGAAAAAGAUCACGUCUCCAUGAAACAGGAGCUAGUAAAGUCACAUCCUGCCAAUAAGUUGUUCAAGUCAUUCACCAAGAAAUUAAGCAAGCUCAAUGCACUAUUCCGAAUAAGAGAUUUUAAGCCUAUAGGGGGGAAAGCUAACUCAGAAAGUCGAUUACUCUUUCAGAAGAGAAGGCGUCAUUCAGUUUCUUGAUGUUGUACUCUAGUGUGAAUAAGAAAGAGUAUAUAGUGUUUCAUAGUGCUAAGUUUGAUGGAUGUUGAUGUGUUGAGUGAAGUUCUUUCUUGCAUAUUGUCUUUUGAUUGUAACCUUGAAAGAAGAUACUCACUCAAACUUCUACUUUAAAGGUACAUAAACAAGUGUGAGUUUUUUUUAUAGCUUCA
Messenger RNA from Capsicum annuum, 2538 nucleotides. RefSeq names its product BTB/POZ domain-containing protein At1g03010. NCBI's taxonomy places the organism in Eukaryota, Viridiplantae, Streptophyta, Magnoliopsida, Solanales, Solanaceae. The coding region runs from base 470 to 2350 and encodes 626 amino acids. The record is from RefSeq and is a predicted model, not a curated record. The transcript has 4 exons. Gene Ontology annotation, molecular function: protein binding.